Molecule: messenger RNA, 1947 nt
Organism: Talaromyces amestolkiae
Lineage: Eukaryota; Fungi; Ascomycota; Eurotiomycetes; Eurotiales; Trichocomaceae
Exons: 4
Coding region: 1-1947 (648 amino acids)
Cellular component (GO): mitochondrial outer membrane
Source: RefSeq, a predicted model, not a curated record
AUGUCACUUGUUGCUGAGAUUGUGUCGCGCCUAGAUAUCAAUAUCGAUCGAUAUCACUUCCAUGCCAUUGCAAACGCAAACACGAACGUGAACACCCUGAACGAAUCAACCUCACAUGAUCGCAACACACGAAGUCUGCAAACUACAGCGCGAUCUCUGUCGGUGGACAAUCAUGGAGUCCUUUCUCGGCGCAAUCUGUUGCGGCUUCUGAACCAAGCUUGCAGCGACGAUCUGUUUUCGUCUCAGCAUCAAGAUGGUACUCACAAGGGAGAGUCUUUCGACGAACGAUCUUGGUUUUUGGUUGCAAAAUUCACCACACAAUCAUUGGGUACUGUCCUCGGCCUCCUGCUCGAGCAGUCUUCCCUCAUUGGCGCUGAAAUUGAUUACUGGAACGACAUCCUCGGUUCAAGCUUAUACACUGGACAUUACACCAUCCAAACGGCGCCCUCGAGGAUAUGGGGGUGGAUGUGGGAAGUCAUUUCAAAUUUGAAGACUGCAUCUGCACGCGAAAAUUUGACUUCAUUGAAUGCAAUCAACAGAGAUUGGAAACGAUUCUAUCAGCUCGUGCAAAACAAUAUUCAACAAGGCCUUUUGAAAAACACAAGAGAUGCGCUAUCAUCCCCACUUACUCGCUACAGAUUGCAUAUGAGACGGAAUCGACAGGCUUUGGAAGAGCUCAAAGAUUUGAAUGCCAGUGCUAUUGGUAUUCUGCUCGAGGAAUGUCUCACAUUCGCCAGCAAUGAACCAGCGCCAGAAACUAAUCAAGUCAAAUUCGAACUCGAGAGGUAUCACGGACUACACAAAACUGUUUUAUUGAUGGAGAAUACUCUUCGAGAUCUUUCACGACCUCUAGAAUUACCCAAGAAUUUCGAAGAGAAUAUUUUUCUCGCAACCGACAACGAAUUCCAGGAGAGGCAGCGCUCGUCCGUUGAAGAGCAAUUUGUGGAGGCUAGUGAUGUUAUCGAGAGGCUGCUAUACGUGUUGAAAGAUUGUAUUUCAGACAAGCUUGUUUAUGACCAAGAUUAUAUCCGCAAGCACGGUCGUCCAUCUACCCUCGCUCGUUACUGGUUUCCAAUUGCCAUUACGUUGAUGUCAUUAAGUACCUCGCUGCGCCUUCUCACGAGUCAUAGAGCCGAGCUAGUGGAAUGGGUUUCCGAAUUUGGGGCAACUGUCAUCGACUUCUGGAGAAAUUGGGUUUUGCAGCCUGUGGGCAAGCUUAUCGGGACUAUCCGGCACGAUGAGCAAAGCGAGAUCGCGAUUAUGAGUCGAACCAGCUUGGAGGCAGAUAGGCAAAGUCUCGAAAGAAUGGUGAUCGAUUUUGUAUCUGACAACAGCUCACAAGGUCAGAGUGGAAGCCUGCAGCCGGAUGUUUCGACUAUCACGGCACAGGUCAGAGAGGGUGAUCUUACUCCUGUAUUAAAGGCUUAUGAAAGAGAUUUGCGUAAGCCAUUUAUGGGAACGGUUCGGGGUGACCUCGUUCGUGCUCUUCUCAUCCAAAUACAAAAGACGAAAGUGGAUGUGGAAUUAGCUAUGGGGGGUAUCGAUGCCUUACUCAAGAGCCAGGAGCUUGUUUUUGGCUUUAUCGGCCUAACUCCCGGCCUGCUGAUCACAUACAGCGGUGUUCGGUGGGUUGCCAGCCUGUUCGAUAGCAGAAAGGGCUUCAGAGCGGGGGUUGAAAAACAAAAAUUUCGGAAUUCCGUGCGAAACAUCGAUCGUAUUCUUGGUGCAUACCCUACCAACCUCGACAGUGUUCUGUCUUAUCGAGACUAUGGACUUUGCAUUUACGAAGCCCAGAUCUUGAAACGCAGGGCUCAAUAUACCAUACCCAGAUCUUUCCUCGCCAUUUUCCAACAGGAUCUGACGGAUCUUACAGACCUGAGCCAGGGCGUCAGGAGACAACAAAAUGCUCUCCACCGCAUCCAGUGGACGUACUCCAAAUGGAUCUGA